Molecule: messenger RNA, 2687 nt
Organism: Equus quagga
Lineage: Eukaryota; Metazoa; Chordata; Mammalia; Perissodactyla; Equidae
Gene: GCA
Product: grancalcin
Exons: 9
Coding region: 862-1476 (204 amino acids)
Molecular function (GO): calcium ion binding
Source: RefSeq, a predicted model, not a curated record
GAUGAGAUAGCGGAAACACUUGUCUGUGGAAUAGCCAUUCGCCAUCUUUCGUUCUCAGAGAAGGGAGAGGAUUCUCCCAAGUAGACGGACAGGUGGCUGUUCUCUACUCAACAGGACUUUCCAAACGUCACCGCCCGCCGGGCAGGGAGUGUGUGUUUGGUCGGGGAGGAGCCACCCUUUGCUCGGGUCUGGCACGGUGAGUCCUUUGCUCAAGGGCACUUGGGGGAAAAGGAAAACGGAAGCGAAUGCUCUCCCCCUGAGUCGGACAGCGACGUUCCAACAACGACAACGGGGAUUUUGUCUCCCUUGCAGGAUCCUGCCUCAAAAUUCAGAUUUCUUUCCCACAGCCGCCUUGAAACACCCCUUGUCAGCUAAAAUGUGAAGGGCGUGAAAGCUCGUGACUCGGGACUUCCCAGGCCGGGCGUGAAGAGAAACUGCCACGGACGCUGCUGCCAACAGGGAGGAUGCACCCUUGCCUGGUGAAUGCGGGCAGCUUCCGGCCCGCCAGAGUAGUAAGACCGCAGGGGCAGGUGGAGAGUGAAACUAAGAAGACACCUUUCUAGAGAUGUGAAACCCCAGAACCCCAGGAUGAAGUGACCUCUGCACCCUUUCUAGAAUAAAUCUGACUUCUUGUGGGUCCCCAAGAACUCUUUCCUCUGGGAAUUUGUGGCUGGGUAUGAAAAACAGCGAAUAAUGAUAAACAGUGAACUUCAUUCCCUCGUGCGUAGAUUGUGGUAUUUAUUUGUCUUUGACCAGCGCCUGGUGACAGACGCAGAGGACUUUAAUCACCAACUCAGCUUAGGAGGAAGCCAAGACUGAAGGUUUUCUCUCUCUCAGCAUUUUGGAAAUUUUAGUGGUCAGAUGCCAGGAAUGCAGAUGCAAAUGGGACAGCCAGUGCCAGGAACAGGGCCAAACGUGCUCCCUGGUGGAUAUUCUGGGUACCCAGCAUAUUCAGACAGUUAUUCCUCAGCGGGAGACCCCAUGUGGACUUACUUCACUGCUGUUGCUGGACAGGAUGGUGAAGUGGAUGCUGAAGAACUCCAGAAAUGUUUGACACAGUCUGGAAUCAGUGGAACUUAUUCUCCCUUCAGUUUGGAAACCUGCAGAAUUAUGAUUGCCAUGUUGGAUAGAGAUUACACAGGAAAGAUGGGAUUUAAUGAAUUCAAAGAACUUUGGGCAGCUCUUAAUGCCUGGAAGCAAAACUUCAUAACUAUUGAUCAAGAUCAGAGUGGCACAGUAGAGCAUCAUGAAUUGAAUCAAGCUAUUGCUGCCAUGGGUUAUAGAUUGAGUCCUCAAACAUUAACUGCUAUUGUUAGACGUUAUAGCAAGAAUGGCAGAAUCUUCUUUGAUGAUUAUAUUGCUUGCUGUGUGAAGCUUCGAGCAUUGACAGAUUUCUUUAGGAGAAGAGACCACUUGCAACAAGGGGUUGUGAAUUUCAUAUAUGAUGAUUUUUUGCAGGGCACUAUGGCAAUUUGAAUAUUUAGAAUUUGAAAGGUGAAGAAAUACUGUGAAUUUUUCUGCUUGGAAGAGACAAACUGGAUCACUUUGAAUUAACACUUUUGGAGCUUUUCCAUAUUCCUACUUGUUAAAUCUUUUCCCUUUCUAUGUGUUUUUGCUUUAGCACACAGUUCAGAGCAAUAAAAGAGAUGUUUUUGUAUUUGGGAUAUUAUUGCUUUUGGAAAAGUUAUCACUCUACAGCUAUCUGCAUAAUGUCAUAAAAUAUUGGUAUGAUUAAUUUAUAUAAAUAUCUCUUAGCCUUAAUUUUUGAUAAUAUACACCUAGAGGAAUGUACUUACGAGAUAGAUUAUAUAAGAAGCCAAAUGAUCAAAGCCUAGAUAAAACUAAUUUAUACUUAUCUGAAAGUUACAAAUUAUACAUUGAAAUUUUGUUUGUAGUUGUUGGUGUUUCAGGGUGAACUAGAAGGAGAAUCCUGGAUUUUGUGCCAUAUUCAUAAUAGGGUUUGUUCUUUGAUCACAUAAUCAGAUAACAGAAUCUUCAUGGGUCUUUGUGUUGAAGAAAAUUGUAGUUCCUAAAAUUUUAUUUUAAAUUGCCUUAGGUGGACCAUAAAAUAAUCAAUAAUGAAAUAAGACUAUAGGAGGCAAUAUCUUUUCUUUUUUGCAUUUUAUAUUUUUCUUCAAUAUGUUUUGUUGUCUCCUAUGGAAAAAAGGUUCUUAAUAAACAACUUUUCUCUCUGCACUUUAUUUUGUUAGUGAAGACAUAGAAAACCUGAAAUGGCAUCUUUCUCUAAAUCUAGAUUUUUCUGGAAAUGACAAAUUUUUAAUGAAAAGUCAACAUUUAAAUUUGUUCUGUUAAGCUGCAUUGUUGUGUAUACAUAAUGCCAACUGUUUACAAAGUUAAAAAAAAGUAGAUAAUCUACCACUCUGUUUAAAUUUUCAGAAAUUACAAAUGUGACUUUCUUGACAUUAGCUGGUGGUUUUGGCAUUAGUAAACCAGUAAGUCUUUUAAAAUUCUUUUGAGCACAUCUGUGUAAUGUGGGGUACUGCACACGGUAGGCACCAUGGUGACAUUUCUGAGUGAUAUUGCUAUGGAAAUUGCAAAGUGGAGUCACCAGAUCCUUAGCAUUUAAAAUCCCUAGUUAUAAGCUGUUAUAAUUAAUCCAGCCCCUUUCUUGGGAGACACCCUAAGUUUUUCUUAAUGAUGAUUUAAUAAACCACAUAUUUUUCUUA